UCGGGCCAGCGAAGGCAUCGUAGGGCAUAUCCAUAUGUAAAGCGAACGCUGGUCUGUGGCGAUCAACCAUGUGGAUCGCGAAAGGUAUUCUGGCCUCUGUCGUCCUCAAAGGACAUUACAGUCUGUUCUGUCGUCCUCCUCCAAGCUUGCCUGACUAUGCACUCCGAUUCCUGCACUUCACUUGUUGCAGAAAAAGCGAAAUAAUGCUGUCAGAGUUUGACAGCUUGAAUGCAUCCGUUUCCUCUGAAUUUAGAAAAGAAAAUGACAAACCCCUGGACUCAUGUUAUACUGAAGAGCAACGUGCGGUCAUCCUCCAGCGUCUCAAUACAGCCACAGAGUCAGAACUGGAACAGGUUAAAUUGCUGCGAGGAAGGAAAUCGGUCAAUAUUGUCAAAUACAGGACCAGACAUGGACCAUUCAGCAGUCUGGAGAGCGUCAUUAAUGUGCCUUUACUGAAACACAAGAGCGCCGUCAUGGUCUUUGACUCCAUUCUUAAUCCAGAUAACAAAAGGAAGAGGAACAAGGGGAAAGUCCAUCUAGCUAAAUUUAUAAAACCAGAUGUUAAUCGAGCUCACUUGGAGGAUGCAAGCUCUAUCAUAUCCAUUGUUUGUGGCACAAACAAAAUUGCUUGGGCACACAUGGACCGGGCAAGAACUGUCUUAGACUGGCAGCAAGCAGAGUGCCAGAGUUUUAUGAAAGGAACAUACCUGGCAUCUGAUUAUUUGAAAGAUAUUUCUUCUGUUAUUUCAAGCUUUCCUGCUGCUGACUUCUUUUUAGUGGAAAAGCCAAGCAUCUCUCCUCAGAAUACUUCUUUAUUUCCAGUCAUGGUCCAUCUCCGCACAGUAGAGGCCAUGCUAUUUGCUUUACUCUCUCAAGCCAGGCAACCAGGAAGUCCCCCCAAAGUCCUUAACAUGAUGCGCAUAUCCAUUGGUCGUCACUUUGACCUAAUGGUGGGAGACUGUCGGACAAGUGGAGCUGAGACACUGAGGAAGAUGAUGACAGAUUCGGUAAUGAAGCAAGACCCACGUGUUCUUUUCCCUCAUGACCUGGUUUUAAAGCAUAGGAACUCCUUUCAGAUGAGCAGUAGGAAUAAAGGGGAAGAGAUGUGUGACGCUCUACUACAAGCUGUUGCAUUUUUUGAGCUCCUGCAGGAGUGAAUCACCACCAGAUGACUGCUUAACUUACUUUUGGACUUGAUCAGCUGAGUGCUAGCAAGUUCUUUCUGCCAUUGAUUGAGUAAAACAUUAUGCAAUA
Danio aesculapii is the source of this 1254-nucleotide messenger RNA. RefSeq names its product transcription elongation factor, mitochondrial (gene tefm). Bases 69 to 1157 code for a protein of 362 amino acids. The record is from RefSeq and is a predicted model, not a curated record. The transcript has 4 exons. Gene Ontology annotation, biological process: transcription elongation by mitochondrial RNA polymerase; mitochondrial transcription. Gene Ontology annotation, molecular function: DNA polymerase processivity factor activity; nucleic acid binding. NCBI's taxonomy places the organism in Eukaryota, Metazoa, Chordata, Actinopteri, Cypriniformes, Danionidae. Gene Ontology annotation, cellular component: mitochondrial nucleoid.